Molecule: messenger RNA, 308 nt
Organism: Nicrophorus vespilloides
Lineage: Eukaryota; Metazoa; Arthropoda; Insecta; Coleoptera; Silphidae
Exons: 2
Coding region: 60-260 (66 amino acids)
Source: RefSeq, a predicted model, not a curated record
ACCUCUAAAGCCAUGAUUUAAAUAUCUUGAAAAUUGCUUUAUUCCAAGAUCUUAAUAAUAUGAUGGAUAAGAUACAAGUAUUAAGACUGUACAAAGAUUUGUUACGUUACGGUCAGCAAUUACAACUCACUGAUAAAACCUACUUUUACAAAAGGAUAAAGAAGGAAUUCAAAAAUAAUAAAUCACUUAGUGAUCCAACGAAGGUGUCUUUUAACUAUCAGAAAGGAUUGUCUUUGCUUGAAAGGCAAGCUGUAAUAUAAAUAAACAUGUUGACUAGUGUAAAUAGAAUAUGCUUUACUUUUGUCCGU